Sinocyclocheilus grahami is the source of this 932-nucleotide messenger RNA. RefSeq names its product tumor necrosis factor receptor superfamily member 9. Lineage: Eukaryota; Metazoa; Chordata; Actinopteri; Cypriniformes; Cyprinidae. Bases 41 to 799 code for a protein of 252 amino acids. Gene Ontology annotation, biological process: regulation of cell population proliferation. Gene Ontology annotation, molecular function: signaling receptor activity; protein binding. The transcript has 7 exons. The record is from RefSeq and is a predicted model, not a curated record.
AUUACGUGCAGUUCCAGCUCUCUUCGACAGUGUUACUGUCAUGUUCUGCUACAUGAAAGUCCUCUCAGCUUUUCUGUGUUUACUUUUGCUUCACCAAAAUGCAAGCGCAUCUUGUCCACCAGGUCAGAGGCUCAGUUAUAAUACGAAAAUUUGUGAGGCGUGUCCACUAGAACAAUACAGCUCUAUACCUGGAACACAUUUGGCUUGCCAGAACUGCAACAAAUGUAAAAAAGGUAGUAAGGAAAUCAAGGCUUGCACACCUACCAGUGACACUCAGUGCAAAUGUACAAAAGGCUUUACACCCAUUGAUCGGCUAAAGGAAGAUUUUUGUGCUUGUGAAAAAGGUUCUGGAAUAGAUGAAAGAGGAAUAUGCAAAAAAUGUCAGGAUGGCUCCUUCACAGACAAACGUGACUCGUUUUGUAAAAAAUGGAGAGAGUGUAAAAGUGGGAUUGCAAACCAAGGCACCAGCACUUCUGAUGUUGUCUGCAAUAAUGCCUCGAAAGAGGUGACAGAACCUCCCAAAGCCCAUACUACCCCAUUUCAGACAACCACAAUCUCUUCCACGGCCGCUUCAAGAACUACAGUCUCCUCUCCCAACAACACAAAAAAAGACGGCUUCUACGGCUUGUGGCUGGUUAUGCCAUGUGCUGGUGUUAUUCUGCUGGCUGGACUCCUGUACCACAAGUGUAAAGUCACCCACUGUAUUCAUAACCACAAGAAAGUGGAUUUUCGAAAAGAAAGUGUAUGCAGAAAGCCUGUUGAAGAAUCUGGGGAAAAGUGCCUGUCUUCGCUUGUCUAACACAGUUGUUAAUGGUCUCAGUGUUUCUUUUUGUGGAAUAUUUUGUAUGCAUGUAAUAUUAGUUGUUAUAUAACUAGUUAAAUUGCUGUUAACUUCAUAAAAUUUCCACUUAAUAACACCACUUAAAGGGAUA